Molecule: messenger RNA, 2041 nt
Organism: Drosophila rhopaloa
Lineage: Eukaryota; Metazoa; Arthropoda; Insecta; Diptera; Drosophilidae
Gene: fzy
Product: cell division cycle protein 20 homolog
Exons: 3
Coding region: 165-1745 (526 amino acids)
Biological process (GO): positive regulation of ubiquitin protein ligase activity; anaphase-promoting complex-dependent catabolic process; positive regulation of anaphase-promoting complex-dependent catabolic process
Cellular component (GO): anaphase-promoting complex
Molecular function (GO): ubiquitin ligase activator activity; protein binding; anaphase-promoting complex binding
Source: RefSeq, a predicted model, not a curated record
UUGCAUUUCCAAAUCGAACCGCCAUUGCAUUGCAUCUACAAAGAAAAAAGGAAAUUCCAGAUCGGAUCUGAGUGAUCUAUAAACUUCAAACGACUGACGUGCAAUCACCAGAAAAUUGUGUGAUAAAUACAAAAAUUACCUGACACCCGAAGCCACAGGAAACCAUGUCGCAGUUCAAUUUUGUAAGCGAUUUGCAAAAUGCGUUGAUCAUGGAUGGGGAGACGCGCGGACCUGCACCGCGCUGGAAGAAGAAGCUGGAGGCGUCUCUUAAUGGAAGCGCGAAUACCACGCGAUCAGUGUUAUCCGUCUCGUAUAACACCAGUUUCUCGGGCGUUCAGGCGCCCACAAAGACCCCGGGAAAGAGCAGCGAGGGCAAGACCAAGAAGUCCACAAUAACACCCACUAAGACGCCCGGAGGCGGAGAUCGCUUCAUCCCGAAUCGGGCGGCCACCAAUUUUGAGUUGGCGCACUUCCUGGUUACCAAGGACUCCGGGGAUAAGUCUGAUGAGGAAAACGAAAAGGCCACAACCAGCAACAGCAACGAGAGCAAUGUUCAGGCUUCGGCUCACAAGGGCGAGAGGCAAAAACUCAUAUCCGAUGUGGCCCAGGUCGGCGACUCAAAAACUGGCCGCAUUUUAUGCUACCAAAACAAGGCUCCAGCUGCUCCGGAAUCGCACAACAAUCCUCUGAAAGUUGUGUACUCCAUAAAGACGCCAAUAUCCACGAAGAGCGGAUCACGCUAUAUACCAACCACAUCCGAAAGAAUUCUCGAUGCACCUGAUUUCAUCAAUGAUUACUAUCUCAACCUUAUGGAUUGGAGUGGCGACAACAUCGUGGCCGUUGCUUUGGGCAGUUGUGUCUAUUUGUGGAACGCUCAGACCGGUAAUAUCGAGCAGCUUACCGAAUUCGAGGAGGGCGACUACGCUGGAUCCCUAUCGUGGAUCCAGGAGGGUCAGAUCCUUGCCAUUGGCAACAGCACCGGGGCUGUGGAACUGUGGGACUGCUCCAAGGUAAAGCGUUUGCGUGUGAUGGAUGGACACAGUGCCCGAGUGGGAUCCCUGGCCUGGAAUUCGUUCCUGGUUUCCUCUGGCAGUCGCGAUGGUACCAUUGUCCAUCACGAUGUGCGUGCGCGGGAACACAAGCUGUCUGCCUUGGCUGGACACUCGCAGGAGGUUUGCGGACUGAAGUGGUCAACGGACUUCAAGUACCUGGCCAGCGGAGGCAAUGACAAUCUGGUGAAUGUGUGGUCUGCGGCCAGCAGUGGCGUGGGAACUGCCAGUGAUCCUCUCCACAAAUUCAACGAUCAUCAGGCUGCCGUGCGUGCUUUGGCCUGGUGUCCCUGGCAGCCGAGUACUUUAGCCUCUGGUGGUGGUACCGCCGAUCGCUGCAUCAAGUUUUGGAAUGUAAGCAAUGGCACCCUAAUGAAAUCAGUGGACUCUAAGUCGCAGGUCUGCUCUUUGCUGUUCUCGCGGCACUACAAGGAGUUGAUAUCAGCUCAUGGAUUUGCUAACAAUCAACUGACCAUUUGGAAAUAUCCAACGAUGGUGAAGCAAGCUGAUUUGACUGGACACACUUCGCGUGUCCUACAGAUGGCCAUGUCUCCGGAUGGCAGCACAGUAAUCAGUGCUGGAGCCGAUGAAACACUGCGCCUAUGGAACUGCUUUGCUCCCGAUCCUCUGGCGGCCAAAAAAGCUGUUUCCAAUAGUAAGGCCAAACAGAGCGUGUUCCGGCAGAGCAUUCGUUAACAGGACUAGGCCCUUAUAGAAGUGAGUUAACUGCCUUUGGGAAUGCAUUAUUUACCCAUUUGAAUGUUAGUUUUUUAAUGAUGUGGUUGAAGAGUGGAGUCUAGACAAAUAUACUUUAAUGCUUUCCCAAUUUAUUAGUUCCCGUUCCAUGUUUCGUAUUUUUGUGAUUAUCGAUAAAUCUUUUCUUUCAAUGUGUAACCCCACCGACGAUAUUUGAAUAAUUAAAUUUUGUCAAAUAAUUUUAUUUCUUAGAGUUAAGUUUGUGUGCGUAUAAAUAAAAUGCUUGACAUUCUGCA